This is a messenger RNA of Schistosoma turkestanicum, 1068 nucleotides long. The record is from the annotation of a GenBank genome assembly. Lineage: Eukaryota; Metazoa; Platyhelminthes; Trematoda; Strigeidida; Schistosomatidae.
AUGUCUGAAGUACCUCUUGAGUAUGUAGACAAUGCGUUAAAAGUAUUUUAUCAGUGUGAUUUAGUGAAAAAUGAUUCAUCCUUUGAACAACAAGCCAGAUGUGUUUUAUCCACCGUCGUCUCAUUUUGGUGUGGAUAUAUUCUACCUAUAUUUGGUUUCAUUACUGUAAUAACAAACUUAUAUAUCGGAUUUUAUGCUAUUUUAAGGGCACGUAAGGUGCCUAGACAAAUAAUUUAUAUUUCCGGAAUAUGCUUGUCAAGUGCAAUAGCCAAUAUUAUGUUUGUAUGGUUAUGGCAGUUUCCAGUGCGUGGUUUACCUUUUGUAUCACAUGGAACUAUAUUUUUUUCAAUAUUGAAUAUAUCACCAACAGCUUGUCGCCUUCAGCGUUAUUUGUAUGCAUUCAGUGCAACAAUGAUGUGUAAUAUGCAUGUAUGUGCUUCAUUAGACAGAUGCUUACUCGUAUACAUUCCAACCAAAAUGAAACGUUUACCAAACUUAUAUGGAUGGUAUAUUCACAUUGGUGUAUUAUUAUUAAGUGGAGUAAUGAUGAUCCCGUUUAUAAUGGGAGUUGACUGGCGUCUGGUUGGCGGACGUAUUCUCUGCUGGGUAGAUUUAAGUGAUCAGUAUGUACAAGGUUAUCACACAUUAUUUUCAAAUUUAGGACUUAUUCAAACAAUCUUCUUAUUAGUAAUUGAUUUAUCAUUUUUAUUAAAAGUACGUCAACAACUACGUAAGCAUUCAUUAACUAAAUUGAAUUCAACUGACAGAAAGCAUAUCCGACGUUCAGUGCUCUUAUUUGCAUCAUCGAUUUCUUUUAGUAUUAUGGCAUUAUGUCAAGCGGUGUUCUAUUCCAUGGCACGAUUCAGUUCGACAGCCGUUGGACAAACUGGUGUUGAUUAUGAUAUAGGGGAUUUUUUCUGGUAUUUGAAUUCCGUACGAGAAUUAUUGGAUAUAUAUAUUUAUUUCAAGUGUUUUAAAUUACUUCGUGACAGUUUAUUGUGUACUCCUCGAAGGUUAUCUAAAGGAUCGUUGUCUAGAUCUGAUCAAUCACGAAUUUCUGGAAGCUAG